This is a messenger RNA of Drosophila busckii, 1082 nucleotides long. RefSeq lists its product as uncharacterized. The transcript has a single exon. Bases 59 to 982 code for a protein of 307 amino acids. NCBI's taxonomy places the organism in Eukaryota, Metazoa, Arthropoda, Insecta, Diptera, Drosophilidae. The record is from RefSeq and is a predicted model, not a curated record.
CGCACAAACGCUUUCAACAAAAACUCUUGGCUAACUAAAACCGAAAAUCCCAAGUGAAAUGCGUAGUUGUUCACUGCUAAUGAUGCUGAUUGGAGCUGGGCUGCUGCUUUCGCCUGCUCAGUCGGCCAAUUUAUUAGACAGUUAUCUACCCGUUUGCAUGCAAGCGCUAGCCUAUUACAUAGAUCUACUGCAAUAUGAACCGCUGCAUAGCACCACAGCAGAGCCUCCAUUCAGUGUCAAUCAGCAGGAAACCAGUAGCACCACUCCACUGCCGUUUAUAAGCACAACAACAAGCACAACGCGUACUCCAACUGGGGGAUGGUGGCAGUGGGAUAUGCCACAAACCACUACAACAACGCCACGCCCAAUAGCAGCGCCUACAGUGCCACAUGGUCCAGCGCUCUUUGCGCCUCCUGCAAAAGCCUUCAAAACUAAACAGUUGGAGGGUCAGCAACUGUUUUUACAAAUAAAAAAUGAUGUGGAUUUUGAUAAGCUGCCACUCUCCUUGAUACGCGAUAUAGAAACUGAGCCGCUGCAUGAUGACUUUACCAAUGAUGUGGAGUCGCUAGAUAACUUUUUACGUCUCUAUGAUGACAACUAUGGUCGCGCUGUCCUUGACUUUGAUACGGCUAUGGAUCGCUGGAGCAGCAGCUCCACUGCUGGAAAGAAACGGGUGCCACCCACCAAACCUUAUGUGGAUUUUUUGCUUGUCUACGAUCUGCUCAAGCGUGAUGCCAAGGCGGCUAAUUUAAGCAAAUACGAGGGUUAUUCUGAUGAUUUGCUGCAGCAACUACAGGAGCUGUCCAAUGGCUCCUCCGUAAGACAACUGCAUACGAUUUUCCAACGCCUCUUAGACCGCGGUGAUGUGCAACGCAGCGAUGUGGUUGCGCGUAUCCAGGGCAUACUCAAGGAUCUGGGCAGUCCCAAAAGUGCCACAGCGCAGGCACUUGUGUUUAUACCCAGCAUGCAGUUUUUGUCCUAGUUAAUAGCUCAAUAUUUAAAUCUUCUUCGUAAAUCUAUCCACCAUGUAAUAAAUUUGAUGAACUUAUGUAUAUGUGUGAGUUAUCGAUAGCAGUCUUGUU